GUGUGUGUAAGAGCCGGCCGGUCGUGCCGGCUCCUUUUCCUGUCCCUGUUUUCGCGCAUAUGUUCUUCUCGCGGCACCUUCGCGACUUCGUCGCUCCGAAAAGAGAGCCAGUCUCGCCAGUGCGAGUAUCGAUGUUGCGGUUCACGGAUUGCAUGUGAUCGGAUCGAUUGCGAGAGCGAUUCAUCACACGAGCGAAAAAAAAAGGAAAAGGAAUCUUCGUAACCAUAAUCGUUUGCGUUCUGCUUAAAUUGAACAUCCAAACCCGUUAAAUUUGGAAUUCGGAAGGACCCGCACUGAAGAAACUCGUGGCACUUUUACAACGAGAUCGUUUUCGAGAGACCACGUCAAGUUCCUCGGUACCGGUAAGGGAUGGGAGUUCGGCAUUUUCGAAUUCACGGUAGCGACACGUUCGAUUUAAAUUCCGUGUUGCUACCAAUGUUGGUAUCGGCAUCAGUUGCCGGCGCGGGAGAUCCGAAGAACGAUAAACACACGAAGCAGGCAGAUUUAAAGGAAUUCUUUAAAAUGGAAUCACGAGCGAAAAAUAUGUGCGAAAACAAUAUGACUUACUGAAUUGUAUUGUGUUGUGUGUUUGUUCGUGUGGGGUCACCAUCCGUAUGACGGAACGUCAUGAGCCAUAUGACACUUCGGUCCGUAUCGCAAAUUCGCGUGCAAUAAGACGCAGAAGUAGAUCUCAUUUUUAAGAAUAAAUCUUAUUACUCAAUUGCAUUGACACGUAAAUAAUGUUUUUCGAUGUUCGGAUUGCAAAUAUACUGGGUGGCCUGUAUGGAACUCAAUGAUCAUCGAUGGUACUACGAUUGAUGCGGAAUACGUCAUUGGCCUGUAAAUUCUUCUACGAUACACGCAAGUUUUUGGAUGAGGAAUAGUCGAUUAGUAUUCGACAUUCGUCUCAGUUUUGCGAAAGAAAAUGAUCAAGAUGCAGAGAGGAAUACAAGAUGAGUCACAGACAUCUACGGAACAAUCUAAAUCGAUGAACGGCAAUCCAGCCGGCGUGCCGGCAGGCCGAGGCAGCGACUCGACCUCGCCUUUGCCCUUGCCGUUGGAGGGCAGGCACGCCGAGGAUACAGCCGACUCCACUGUCCUCAAGUUAGACAGCAUGGACUCGGCAGGCAACGCCCGCGGGCCCUCCUGUGGUUUAGUCAGCUCUCUCCUUCCCAGUAGCUGUCGGGGUAGUGCGGAGGCGUUCGCUCGGUGUCUUCAUCGACGAUUAACGUCAUUGGGCAACGAGAACGGUUCGCCCGAACGAACCGCGGAUGCCAAACCGUGCGAAACUUCCUGGCUGCAUCCAUCGUCGAGCAAUCGGCAUGUAAUCGCCAAUAAUUUGACCUCCAACAAUCAGCAUCCGAUUCUUCAGCAUCAGCCUCGUCACAGUCCGGAGUCGGAUCUUUUCUAUGACAUUGAAGUGGAAGAGGCGGAAGUGGACGGACCGGGAUCGCCUCCCGAAGAAGCAACCGCUGCCGAAUUGGCGCAUCUGCUGGUAAAUCCGGAGAUUCUGAAGGCGAGUCAUCACGAUGCCUGUCAUUGCUCACCUAGUGGUACCAAGAUGACGUCUGGUACCACAGGUAUCCAUCAAGAUUCUGAGUCCUGCGUAUUUGCAUCGCCAAUAACCGGUACACCACCCGAUAGUGAUUCCUCGGAGGUGUUUUUUGAUCCGGAGUCUUCGGAUGCGGACAAAUCAAAAGUCGAGGUCUAUUUCGAUCCUAUCAGCACUUCGGACAGCGAGACCACGAAUCUCUCCAACACUUCCGUGCCUGCGAGGACCAAGCUUGCGUUGAACGGACGCAAGCGGACGGACAUGAAUCCGGAACGUUGCGACGACACAACAUCUGAGUCGAGUUGUUCUUCGAGAAGAAAUCCUACGUCUUGCGAGGAUAGCCACCAGCAAGAGGGAUUGGUUUGCAGCUCGGAAGACUCAUUGAACGGCAGAAGCUCUCAGGAAACGACGUCGCCCAGCCAUGAGUCUCUAUGGAGUACAUUCGAUGACAGUACUUUAUCGCUCCAGGACGAGAGUCCACUUAAAACUAUUCAAGAUUCCGUUAUCCCUCAUAUCUGUUUGUCUAAAUCGCAUUCUGACUCUGAAUUGCCAAAUAACGGUAUCAGCACAGUAGUAUUUAACAAGCUCGACAGACGGGUCGAAGAGGAAGAGGAGAACGUGAAUGAACGUGAGAUUAAUGAGGUUGACUUUAUCAAUAGUAUAUCGAAGAAUAUAACGUGCAAUGUCAGAAAUGGUAGUCUUUCCACGAUGCAAAAUACCGAGGAUGAUAGAGACUCAUCGAAGGAUAAUUCUUUUAAUGGUGCUGAAGACUUAGUUAAUACGAUUGAUAAUAAGAACAAGGAAGAAUCGGAUUCCAAAGCGAUAUCGCUGAAGAGUUCGUCGCAGUUAAAAGUGGAGGAGGUUGCCAGUGACACUGAUACCGAUCAUUCAUCUUACAGUAGUACCAUCGAUAUUUCGGAUGCGUUUACAUUAGAAUGUUUGAACGAUGCAACAGUGACUGAGGUGAUCCCGAGGCACGAGCUCAAGUUAAAAAUCGAGAAAGAUAACACGCUGAACGACAGCGACGAGGAGAAGCUGUGCCUAUUGCUGAAAAAACUUGGCGGCAGUUCUACCGCGAAGGAGGAGGAUUCGUCGCCGGAACAAGAUACUCAGAGCGAGACGGUGGAGGAAGAGGAGGACAGACCGCAGAGAGUUCGAAGGUGUUCCUCAUUGAAGACGGGAAAAACACCACCGGGCACGCCGCACAGGAAAAAAAUCGUCAGAUUCGCGGACAAGCUCGGUCUUGAUUUGGCUGAUGUGAGAACGUUUCUGGACGAGAUACCGAAGAUACCCAACUCCGCGUAUAGCGACCUGAUCUACGAUGACAUCUUCCGACCUCAAGACGGCAAUUCGGACAAUACAACGUCCAUCGGCGACGACUGCUGGAGUGACCCGCGUUAUCAGAAUGAUGGCAGGCGCAGAUCUACGCCAGCGAUACCCAGAAAGAUUGACCGAAUGCUAGCGCCGCUUUUUCAACAGCCAGGCGGUAUGUCGAACUUUCUGGAUAUCGUGCGCGAACGUCGGGUUUGUUUGGAAAACGUAGUGGUGCAGGACCCGGUGACCCUGGCGCUCCAGGGCACAGUGCGCGUGAUCAAUCUCGAUUUCCAUAAGUCUGUACAUGUGCGAUACACCCUCAACUCGUGGCGGAACUUCAGCGACCUGCAGGCGACCUAUGUGCCUAAUUCGUGCGAUGGCUUUAGCGACAAAUUCUCUUUUAUUCUAUAUUGUCACACAUUAUCGGUCGGUCAGAGGCUCGAAUUCGCAGUCCGGUUUCAAUGCAAAGGUGCGCAGUACUGGGAUAACAACGCCGGUGCUAAUUAUUGCUUUCAGUGUCUGCCAGCCUCUUCAUCAUCCACCGGAUAUAUACCGAUCACCGCCGACGAGUGUCGGCGUGCUAGCGGCUGGUCGCCAUUCUACUGAAGAACGUUCAGACCGUGCGUUUGUCUGAUUCGAUGACAUGACAACGGCUUGGCUUCGGGAACACAGACUGAAGGAAUUGUUGAAGAAGCUGACAAUGCGAGUUUGCGGUAUUCUAUGGUUUUUACACAUUCUUAAAUAAGUGCUUUACGAAGUGCGCAAUACAGAACGUUCGAAAUCCAUUACUGUUAUCUACUGCUUCAGGGAGCUCUCGGAGAGUUUUCGGAAUAUACAAUAGUAUAUAUUAAUCUUUUUGCAAGGUUAUCGAGCGUUAAACAUUAUUGGAAUGAUACUCUUUAGAAAAAAAAAGAUUGGAGUGAAAUAGCAAUUUUUUUGGACAGACGACUGUAGAAAUAAAUAGUAGUACGAGUGAAAAAUAUUUGACUGUGGAUUAUGGGAACAACGAUUUUAUUGCUACGAUAAACGAAUUGUCUUUGUAAUGAACGGAUGGAGAUGCUCAAUUAUUAAACUAUUUUAACGUUUUUCAUUGCGUUUGUUAAUUGAUUUAGUAUUUUGGAAGCAGAAAAAUAAUAUACAAAACAAACAUAUACUGUGGCUGGUCAAUAAAAUGUGAAAAUGUGAAAAAAUUUAUAUGUUUAGAUAUGGGGCAUUUAAGCCUGCCUUUUGAUCUGCAAAUUAAUACUGACUGAUCCAUUUUCAAGAAAUACUAAAUGAUUAUAUCAACUUAUAUUAACAUCAGAUUACUGUCAAAUAGAUGAAUGUUUUUAUUAAUUUCCGAAAUCUUCCUUCACGAAAGUAUUUUCCGAGAGAUAGCGGAAAUUAUUUCUAUCUGCCAUAUAGUUUGUCUCAAACUGUAUUUGUUAAGCGAUGGAGAUUAUAAUUUUAAAAACUAGAAUCCCCUUUUAAGAAGACAGAAAACGAAUACUCAUCUGAGAGUUCAAAGAUGCAAAAUGGCCUGAAUACAAUUGACAGGAAACGCUGAGAACAAAUAGACGGUUUAAACGUUCCUAUGAAGUAUCUUUGUAGAGUUUAUCAGUCAAAGUUAAAGAUGAUAGAUCAUAUAUUCGAUCGCAGAAGGAACUGUCGCACGUGGCCGCGAUUUUGUUAGCGCUAUUCAGUACAACGACGAUAGGCGAUAAUAAAAAACGAACGUUGAUAUAAUAAUAUUAGUUCUUAUUAGCGACAUCAUACGAGAGUGUAGACAUCAUCGUAUAGAGGAUAGAUGUUCUUCAUAAGAUGUUACAUAUCGGAACAUUUUUUUUUCUUUGGAAUAUUGUGUUCGGUAUUGACUGAAACGCGUUUGAAUAAAACGUGCGAUUUAAAUUCAAUUCACGUCUUUAAAGACAUAUAUUUAUAUUUGAAUUUGAUAUGACAAAUAUUUUAAUCCUUUGCAAUCGCCUAUUCUCUUUGCCAAACAUGGAGUCGAUUCACCCUGAAAAGAAAUUAGUUUCAAUAUCUCGAAUAAUAUUGAAACAGAAAAAUUUAUAAAAAAAUAAAACAAUAAUAUAUGUACAAAAAUAAAUAAGCUAAAUAUGAACUAAAUAUCAUUUAUAUUCGUUUUUGCAAAUGGUACUUUUAGACUGAUAUUUUAUAGUGGUGGCGAGAUAUAGUAUAUAAAACUAGAACUUUCACUUGAGAGAGCAUACAUGUUAUUUUGUACAUAUAUUAUAUAUGCAUAUGUGUGCAUGCAGAUAGCGUCAAUAUUGGUGGCAGACGUGUCCUUCA
This is a messenger RNA of Wasmannia auropunctata (little fire ant), 5155 nucleotides long. It is a transcript of the gene Gbs-76A, whose product is annotated as glycogen-binding subunit 76A. The transcript is spliced from 2 exons. Lineage: Eukaryota; Metazoa; Arthropoda; Insecta; Hymenoptera; Formicidae. The record is from RefSeq and is a predicted model, not a curated record. Gene Ontology annotation, cellular component: protein phosphatase type 1 complex. The coding region runs from base 926 to 3472 and encodes 848 amino acids. Gene Ontology annotation, molecular function: protein phosphatase 1 binding; glycogen binding. Gene Ontology annotation, biological process: regulation of glycogen biosynthetic process.